This is a messenger RNA of Scomber japonicus (chub mackerel), 1782 nucleotides long. Its product is annotated as vascular cell adhesion protein 1-like. Gene Ontology annotation, molecular function: integrin binding. Gene Ontology annotation, biological process: cell-cell adhesion. The transcript is spliced from 7 exons. Bases 88 to 1695 code for a protein of 535 amino acids. The record is from RefSeq and is a predicted model, not a curated record. Gene Ontology annotation, cellular component: membrane. Lineage: Eukaryota; Metazoa; Chordata; Actinopteri; Scombriformes; Scombridae.
GUUAAAACCAAGUAGUCGUAGCCUUGGUCUCAGCGAUUUUCUUUUAUUACCAGGAUCUCCAUUUGUUCACAAGACCAUCGGAAUAUAAUGUUUCUCCGUUACGUGUUUGUUAUUAUUUCUGUGCUGAAUUUUCUGCACAACUUCCACGUGUGCUGCGAUGAAAACUGUGCCGAAAAACCUGUUUUCACUCCGUCCAGACUGGUAGUGAAGUAUGGUGACCCAGCCUCUGCCACGUGCCUUGUUUGUCAACAUAAUUGCACAAGUGACCAAUUUGGGUUGGAAAAGCCUGUAGGGUACACUGAAGAAUAUGGAACCACGAUUUCAUGGAAGGUUGACAACCUGACUGAAUGGGACAUAUCUCCACAGUGCUAUUAUACUGAUGAUGAUGGUAACCAGUGUAUUACCAGGCUUCCUAUAACCGUCUAUCAUCCUCCAAAAAAUGUCCAUCUGAGCUUCCUAAAUCACUCUGGGCCGAUGUUUGCAGGUCAUCAGUACACUCUGCAGUGUACAGUCCAGGAAGUUGCUCCUAUUGGUAACCUCAUUGUGACCUUCUACAGAGGACAGACAGAACUACAGAGACUACAGUCCAGCAGCACAACAAGUGAGCCAGUGACUGAGACCUUCACCCUGGACAUCAACCCUACUAAAGAAGAUGAUGGGGUCCAGUACUGGUGUGAAGCCAAGCUAGACCUGGGAGCUGAAGGACCACAGCCUCCUCCAGUGGUGACGUCACAAAAAAUCACCACCACUGUUUACUAUCAGCCUGAACUGAAGGGGUCUUCACAUCCAGAUCCAAUCACCGUCAUAGCAGGAAGCCCCCUACACCUGAACUGCUCUAGUGAGGGAAACCCCAGCCCCUCAUACACCUGGACGCUCCCGUCAGCCAGUCGUUCCCCCUUCAGUGGCGACACUCUCGAUAUUAAGUCUGUAACUUCUGUGGAUGGAGGACAGUACCUGUGUUUGGUCCAAAACGCUGCGGGGAAUGUUACUGUGAAGUUUACUGUGGAUUUCUACAAUCCUCCAAAAAAUGUCCAUCUCAGCUUCCUAAAUCACUCUGGGCCGAUGUAUAUGGGUCAUCAGUACACUCUGCAGUGUACAGUCCAGGAAGUUCCUCCUAUUGGUAACCUCACUGUGACCUUAUACCAUGGACAGACAUCACUGGGUCAACAACAUGUCAAGAAUAAACCAGUGGAGACACCAGUUAAUGAGACCUUCACCCUGAACAUCAACCCUCGUAAAGAAGAUGAUGGAGGCCUGUACUGGUGUGAAGCCAAGCUAGACCUGGGAGCUGAAGGACCACAGCCUCCUCCAGUGGUGACGUCACAAAACAUCACCACCACUGUUUACUACAAGCCUCAGCUGAAGGGGAGUCCUGAUCCAGAACGGAUCAACGUGACAGAAGGAGACCCUCUGCAUCUGAACUGCUCUAGUGAGGGAAACCCCAGCCCCUCCUACACCUGGACGCUCCCGUCAACCAGUCACUUCAGUGGCAGCACUUUCAGUAUCGAGGCUGUAACUUCUACAGAUGGAGGACAGUACAUCUGUUUGGUCAGCAACUCUGUGGGGAAUGUGACUAAAGAGUUUACUGUGGAUGUCAAAGUGAACUACAUCAACAUUAUAAUAGGGGUGGUGGUAGCAGUCAUCAUUAUUGCUGCCCUUGUCUUUGUUAUGUGGUAUCUGAACAGAAACAAAUGAAUGGGACAGUAGAACCUGAAGGAUAUUUUCAUUCUUUGCCAUCACCAUCAACACGUUGCUGUGCCUGUCGGAGAGUCAGUUUGUGGG